Messenger RNA from Mollisia scopiformis, 994 nucleotides. RefSeq names its product putative Phosphatidylglycerol/phosphatidylinositol transfer protein. The record is from RefSeq and is a predicted model, not a curated record. Bases 243 to 752 code for a protein of 169 amino acids. Gene Ontology annotation, biological process: intracellular sterol transport. NCBI's taxonomy places the organism in Eukaryota, Fungi, Ascomycota, Leotiomycetes, Helotiales, Mollisiaceae. The transcript has 4 exons. Gene Ontology annotation, molecular function: sterol binding.
GAUUGGGGUCAAAUGAAGACUGAUUAUACUCGAGCUUCUCGUUUGAGAGAAUAAAAGAAUAGAGAAUGCUGGAAGUCAUGCGAGCAAAGCUGCCAACCUUGUAGGUCUGUUGGAUUUCUGUCAGCCCGUGAUUACCUGCGUCAUGGCGCUACCCGCCACUCUAGAUCGCUCCUCCACAUUGCGUUCCUUUUCCAAUCUUCAACACUAUCUUUGGAUAUUAGUGAGACCAGAACCCGAUAAAGAUGAAGUUCUCCCUCAGCCUUGCAACUUUGCUUCUCAGCACAUUCGUCGCUGCAGAGGGCUUAUCGCUCUUUGGUGGUCAGAAAGUCCUUGAUGAAGCCACCAAGGUCCCGGGCGAUAAUCCUUUAUCAUACUGUCAAGCAGAGCAUGCGGACGAUAUCCUCGUGCUCGAUCAUGUCAAUCUUGACCCAAACCCCCCAGCUGCUGGACAAACACUUACCAUCGAGGCGGUCGGUACACUACUUGAGGACGUCGAGGACGGGGCAUAUGUUAUAUUACAAGUCAAAUAUGGGUUGAUAAGACUCGUGAAUACUCAGGCAGAUCUUUGCGAGCAGGUUUCCAACGUUGACCUCAGUUGCCCUAUCAAGAAGGGCAAGACGACCAUCACGAAGGACGUCGAGCUUCCCAAAGAAAUCCCUCCUGGAAAAUACACCGUCUUCGCAGAUGCCUAUACCAAAGACAAGAAGAAGAUCAUCUGCCUUGAAGCGACCGUCCAAUUUGGAGGCAAAUAAAGUUCUAUUUUGUACGGUGAUUGUUGGUGGAGGGUUCAAGAUGGGGAGACACCCUCGCUCGUGCAGGCCAUAAUGUUGUGGACGAUAGUUUCCUACGAUAUGCAUAGUUGUAGCAGAUACCACGGAGUUUGAUUAUUCAGGACGACGUAUUGUAAUUAUGGAGGUCCAAUCAUACACAUAAAGGAUAGGCAGAUUUUUCAAUGAUACUUAUUCUCGCAAGCGUAGCUUACAUUCAGAGGUUC